Dendrobium catenatum is the source of this 3677-nucleotide messenger RNA. RefSeq names its product phototropin-1A. The coding region runs from base 296 to 3244 and encodes 982 amino acids. Gene Ontology annotation, molecular function: ATP binding; protein serine/threonine kinase activity. The transcript is spliced from 24 exons. NCBI's taxonomy places the organism in Eukaryota, Viridiplantae, Streptophyta, Magnoliopsida, Asparagales, Orchidaceae. Gene Ontology annotation, cellular component: plasma membrane; cytoplasm; nucleus. The record is from RefSeq and is a predicted model, not a curated record. Gene Ontology annotation, biological process: protein phosphorylation.
GAGGCGCCAACAUAUUGGCUCAACCAGUUGUUGCCUCGCUACUCGUGGUUCUCCAUGUGGGCUUGUCUACCUCCGCUAUAGGAAUCAGUCAUCUCGUCUCUGAUAAAACCUCUCCUACUCUUCUCACCUAUCUGGCUAUCUAUCUCUCCUUCUCUCUCCUUCUCCACUGGUCCCUUCUUUCUUCUUCGAACUCUUAAUUAUCUCCAAAAACAGAGAAAGAAAAGUGCCGACGGAAACGGCUAUAAUCAACAAGGCAGCAAAGCAUAGCUAAAAGGCUUCUUCCUAUUGAGGAAAAAUGGAAGAAAAAGAUCAGCCCUACGGUUAUGCUUAUAAGUCCUCCACCAUCCUCCCUUCUCUACCCCGUGACGCCCGUGGCUCCCUCGAGGUCUUCAACCCCACCUUCUCCUCCUCCUCCUCUGGAGCGACAGUCGGAGCAGCCGAAUAUGCCGCCGUCAGGCCCCAUUUCUCCUCACAUUUCGCCACCGGCCGGCACCCCCACCACUCCGCGACGAUCCAAGAAGAAAUCUCCAGGCCAUGGAUGGCGAUACCUCCCACGUCCACUGCUCCUCCCACUACAUCCGCCAACAUUCCGGAUAUCGGCGCCGCGGAGAAACGGGCGGCGGAGUGGGGUCUCAUCCUAAAGACAGACGGGGAGACCGGAAAACUGCAGGGCGUCGGGGUCCGGAAGUCUGAUGAAGAUACAUCCAGGGCUCGCGGCGGGAGGGAGUCUGGGGGUUCCUAUCGCAGCUCCGAAGAUUCUGAUGCUGGUGCUGGUGGGAGGGACAGGGGCGGACUGCCUAGGGUUUCGGAGGAGCUGAGGGAGGCGCUCUCUGCGUUUCAGCAAACUUUUGUGGUAUCUGACGCAACGAAGCCGGACCACCCCAUCCUGUACGCGAGCGAGGGGUUCUUCCGGAUGACGGGGUACACCUCCCGGGAGGUCAUCGGCAGGAACUGUCGAUUCUUGCAAGGUUCUGGAACUGACUCUUCAGAGAUUUCGAAGAUAAGAGAAGCUCUGGCUUCUGGUUCUAAUUACUGUGGCCGCCUCUUGAACUAUAAGAAGGAUGGGACGCCAUUUUGGAAUUUAUUAACAAUUGCACCCAUUAAAGAUGAGGAAGGGAAUGUUCUCAAAUUUAUUGGGAUGCAAGUAGAGGUCAGCAAGUACACUGAAGGGACUAAAGAAACAAUGUGCCGCCCCAAUGGACUGCCUGAGUCUUUGAUCAAAUAUGAUUCUAGACAAAAAGACAGGGCUCGUAGCUCACUCUCUGAGCUGGUGAUGGCUGUAAAGGAUCCUAAUUCUCUUCCAGAAUCAAGUGAUCGGUCCCUGUUCAGAAAAUCUGAAGGCGGAUUAGAUAUUCUGAGACCUGAAGAUCAGGGAAGAAGAAUUUCAGAGAAUGUCGCUCCAUUUAGAAGAAAUUCUCGUGGUUCAACGAGAAGUUCAAUGCAGAAAAUUGAUGAAUUUCCUGAAGGAAGAAAGAAACCAAGAAAAUCUGGUUUUAGUUCGUUCAUGGGUCUUAUUGGCAAACGCCCUGCUUAUGUUGAGGAAGAUGCAAUAGCUGUUCCCUUGGAAGCAGAUCCUCUUGAAGAAGAUGAUGAUGAAAGGCCUGAGAGCUUUGAUGACCAGGAAAGAAGAAAAGAAAUGAGGAAGGGCAUUGACCUUGCUACCACACUAGAACGGAUUGAAAAGAACUUUGUCAUCACUGAUCCUAGAUUGCCUGACAAUCCCAUUAUUUUUGCAUCGGACAGCUUCCUUGAGCUUACAGAAUACAGCCGAGAAGAAAUAUUGGGAAGAAAUUGCAGAUUUCUCCAAGGCCCUGAAACUGAUCCAGCAACCGUGAGAAAAAUAAGGGAAGCUAUAGACAACCAAAAAGAUGUAACAGUACAAUUGAUAAAUUACACAAGAAGUGGAAAAAAGUUCUGGAAUCUUUUUCACUUGCAACCCAUGCGUGACCAAAAGGGGGAAGUGCAGUACUUCAUUGGUGUGCAGUUGGAUGGUAGCGAACAUGUUGAUCCUGUCCACAACUGUAUACCAGAGACCACUGCAAAAGAGGGCGCAAAAGUUGUGAAAGAAACUGCAGAAAAUGUUGAUGAAGCUGUGCGGGAACUUCCAGAUGCAAAUUCGAAACCAGAGGAUUUGUGGGCCAUCCAUUCAAAAAUUGUCCUGCCGAAGCCUCACAUGAAGAAUAGUUCAUCAUGGAUAGCCUUUCAGAAGAUUCUUGACAGUGGAGAAAAGAUAGGCCUGAAACAUUUUAGGCCUGUUAAAUCCUUGGGAUCUGGUGACACUGGCAGUGUACACUUGGUGGAGUUUGUGGAAACUGGAGAAUACUUUGCCAUGAAGGCUAUGGAUAAAAAUGUGAUGCUUAAUCGCAACAAGGUGCAUAGAGUUUCUGCAGAAAGAGAAAUUCUUGAUACAUUGGACCAUCCUUUUCUUCCAACUCUAUAUGCAUCUUUUCAGACAAAAACACACAUCUGUCUAGUUACGGACUAUUGCCCAGGUGGGGAGCUUUUUAUUCUACUCGACAGGCAACCUCUUAAAGUCCUGAAGGAAGAUGCCGUUAGAUUCUAUGCCGCAGAAGUUCUUAUAGCACUUGAAUAUCUUCACUGUCAAGGUAUAAUUUACAGGGACCUUAAACCAGAGAAUAUUUUGAUUCAAAGGGAUGGACACAUCUUAUUGACUGAUUUUGAUCUAUCUUGUUUGACAUCUUGCAAACCUCAGUUAUUACUUCCAAAUACGGGGGCUAAAAAGAAGCAGAAGAAAGGAAGAACGCCUCCAGUUUUUGUUGCUGAACCAAUGAGAGCGUCAAACUCCUUUGUUGGAACUGAAGAGUACAUUGCACCAGAGAUUAUAACGGGGGCUGGCCAUACAAGUGCAGUUGAUUGGUGGGCACUUGGUAUUCUUCUCUUUGAAAUGCUCUAUGGAUAUACGCCAUUUAGGGGAAAAACUAGACAAAAGACAUUUGCCAACAUUCUUCAGAAGGAUCUUAAAUUUCCCAAAAGUAUUUCGGUAGGCCUUCACGCAAGGCAGCUAAUGUAUCGUCUGUUGCAUAGAGACCCCCAAAACAGAUUAGGUUCACAUGAAGGAGCUAAUGAAAUUAAGCGGCACCCUUUUUUCAAUGGAAUUGAUUGGGCUCUCAUUCGAUGCAUGAGAUGUCCAAACCUCGAAGCACCUGUAUUUGACUCUGAAAUGGAAAAUGAAUCUAAAGCAGUAGAUGCUGAGCACCAAAAUAUCCAUAUAAGCGUCUUCUAAAGAAAUUUUUCCAGAUUUACUUGCCAAAGCGAGUGCUUCUAUGAUGAAAAUGACAUCGAGGACAUAUCAAGUAACGCAUUUCUUUCUUUCUUUUUAUUUUUAUUUUUUUUCAAAUCUGGCUAUGAAAUUCCUUCUCAAGUUAUUACAUUAGAUAAUGUGGAAGCUGAUCAGUUUCAAAUUCAUUUUCAAGUUUCGCAUGUAUUCGGGGAAGUGAGUUGCGUUGCAAUAACAGUUCAGUAAAUGUUUUAUUGUAAUAAAAUGUGCACUGAAUGCUAGUGUUUUGAAAGCCAUUGAAUCUGUCUGGUGAAGCGGGCGGCCCAGCCCGGCCUCUUCUUGUAAUCCGUCGCCAGACAGAUGAACUGCAAACUGCUUCGUUAGGCCUGGAUUUGGCCUAAUCUAAAUAAUUUCAUAAAUGUUUGUUAUAUGUUACAAA